AUUAAAAAAAAAUAAUCAUCAAGUGCAAAUAAUUUAUAAGUAAUUCUUAAUAGUACACAAUUUAUAACACUGAAAAUACUCUUCCUCUAUCUAAAGAUGGAAGGAAAUAUAUUACAAAUACUUAAUUCACUUCAACGCGAAAUACUCGCUAACUCUAAAUCACCAGAGUUUUGUUGGAUUAAAAAAUAGAGUCCCUCUCAUCAAGCGAACGGAUCAUUCAACUAUGGCAAGGCUUCAAUUUCUUUCAAAGAAGAGAACCGCUUUUUGCAGCCUAAAUAAUUCACCUGGCUAUGGUACAAAAAUCUGAAUAUCCCUACUUUUUCUUAUUGCAUCAACUUUCCAUAAAUGCAAGAUCUUCAGUAAUAAGAUCUUUAAAAUGAGAUAGAAGGAUUGAAAUUAUAUAUGGAACUCAGGGCGUUCAAGGAGCCUGAUUUAAGUGAGAAUUUUUCUUCUGAGCCUCCUUCUUUCUCUUUGAUUCGACUCCUAGGAAAUACAGUUGUGAAAGUUGAAAACUCAACUACCUCUAUAGCAGGCGUUAAGUUUGUUGAUACUUCGUUUAACACUAAAGGAUUAAAGUUUGGAUUAGUUUUCAUACUAAGGGACGAGAAAAAUGAAAUUGUAGAUUACAGAAUUUCUCCUCUCAUAUACGUAGAAUCGAGGAAAAAAAGCCAUCAAGAAAGAUAAACAGAGUUUAGUGUUUUUGAUCCAUUCCUUCCCGAGCACCUAGACAAAAACCAAGUGAAGGUAAAUCCAAAGAACCCUGAAGUUAUGACGAUAAAAGAAGAUUUUGAGGGGAUCUUGAACUAUUUUACGGCAUAUUCGAUAAGACAUAAAAUUCUUCAUCCAUUUUUCCUCUUAUUGAAAUUUCCCAAGGCUAUUCGCUUGUUUUAUAACACUAACCUCAUCCCACAAAAAACAAAAAAUUCACUUUUCACCAGCAUACAAAAAUCCAUCUACCAAGCUCUGAUGUAAACAGCCAAUACAUAGAAUAAAAAGCUUGACCAUGAGUCAUAUGCAAAUAAAGUUAUUAUCCUUUGCUUAAAUAUACAAUCAGAUUCUCCUUUUUCUUAAGCAAAUCAAACAGUCAAAAAAGUUAUUAAAUAUAUUAAGCCUCUCCAUGGCCCAAUAAUUUCUUUUUCUCCAACUCUCUUAGCAGACAUACCAUCCAACUUUGUGGAACUCAAAUAUUAAGAUGAACUAAAAGAAAUUUAUAAAAAAUCUUAUACACAUUUGGCAAGCUAGAAAAUCUACAUGAAUUUUUCUAAUGAAGAAGAUAAAAUUUAGAUUGGAUAAAAUCUACUUGGAAAUGAAGCCAUAGAACAAGAACAAGAAUUAAUUGAAGAAAGCGAGCAGGAUGUUGAGCACAUCAAUUUAAAUAAUGAUGAAUACUAAACAAGCAGCGGUAUCAAUUAAUUAGGAAGUGAGGUAAAUAGGACAUUUGAAAGAUCUGUAUUCUCUCAAAAGGAAAGCAAAUAGAGUGAAGACUUAAUGAUUAUAUAAAAACCGAUUUAAAAACAAUUGCAGAAAAAUGAUUAAUUUGAAAGACAAUUUAGAUUCGAUAGGGACAGUGCAAAAAAAGGAUAUAAUUCAAGUAAUGAAAAGGAUAUAGAUUUCUUCAAAAUUAACUAAGAAACAUCUAUCAAUAGCAUAAGAAGCAUAUUUGAACUGAAUGUCUUUAACUAAGACAAAAGAAAAAAGCUUCACAAAUGUCCUGUAUAUCACGCUAGAAGAAACUCUAAUUAAAGCAAAGAAAAAUAGUAAAGGAGCUAAAAUCAAAGCAAUGAUAGAGAUUAUAAUAGCCAAAAUGGAGAAAAAAUGAUAAAUUCAAUGAACAAUUAGCAGGAAAAAUCUAAAUAAGAUGAUGGAGAAUCACCAAGGCUUUCAAAGAAGCAAAAACAGGAUAGUAAAGAAAAAUCUAAUGCAGUUUAAAAUCAAGCAUUAUUAUAAGUAGUAGAUAAAUAAAAUUUAAAAUUUAAUACAAACUAGACAAUCAAUUAAUCAUUUUAUCUUCAAUAAUAAAUACCUUAAUUGCAACAAACCUAAAUAAGCUCAACAAUCUCAUAAAUUCCAGCAAUCAAUUUAUAAGAUUCUUUAUAUCAACAUAAUUAGCCUUAGAUUGUUGCCCAAAUAUAAAGUCAAGCUCAAGUAAUUAAAAAAUCGAGAUUAUAAAAUUCUGUUCUUGAUGAAAGCAUGGGUUCUCCAGACAACUUUAAUGCUGCUCAUGCAGAUGAUGUCUAAUAAUUUUCAUUUAACUAAAAAUCUUCAAAAAUGAGUGACCACUCAUCCCUCGGAAACAGUGCUAAUCACUCUAUAUAAAAUUUAUCCUAAUAACACUCUAGUUAAUAAUAAUCAAAUAACAAAAAUACCAAUUAAUAAUUUGAGAGGACAAAUAGAUAUUAAAGCAAUCUUAAUCAAUCUAAUUAACCUUCUAGUCUAAGCGAGUUAGGAGGAGUUUAUAGUCCAUAAGCAUAAUCUUUUCCAACAUUCCAAAGCUUGAAAUCUUCAACUAAUUAUUAAAAACAAUCAAAUCAAUAACAAAAAUUAUCUCAACAAGGUUCACCAAAUUUUUAGUCCUCUAUUUAAAAUAGUGUGAUCGAUGAUCAAUAAAGUAUUUAUCAACAUUAAUAGAAACAACAAUAAUAGUAAUAAUAAUAACAAUAGCAACAACAACAACAACAAUAAUAGUAAUAAUAAUAGUAAUAGUAAUAGUAAUAGUAAUAGCAAUAACAGUAACAGUAACAGUAACAAUAACAAUAACAAUAAUAGUAACAAUAAACUUAGUUUUAAACAAAUUAUAAUAACGGUAGCGAUGAAUUGAUGAUAAAAAAUUAAAAUAUGAAUUAAUACAUGAUGGAAAUGUUCAGCUAUAACAGCAAUUAAAAUAAUAAUAAUAUGAACUAGGUUGAUUAAAAUCAAAGAAGUGAUUAACCUUACUUUAACCCAUUCUAUUGUUUUAUGUUAUAGUAAUAGUAGAUCCUUUAACUAUAACAAUCAUAUAUCUAAGAGUUAAAGAAGAAUGCUGAAUUACUAAAAUAAUAAAAUUAGCAAACUCCUUCUUCAUCUUCAAAUAGCUACCAUCACUAAAAGGGUAAAUAAAACAGUGCUAAUAGCUCAAGCAAUAAUGAAUUCGAUUAGUAGAAUAGUUCAUCAUCAUCAGAUUCACAACAAAUACAAUCUCCUUAUAACAUCUUAAACCACUCUAGCUCUUCACAAGAGAAAGAAAUUGUAAAUAAUAUAUAAAAAUUAUAGACAACUCCUUCUUCAUAAAGUGUAUAUAAUGUUCAAAAUAAGGAAACUAAGAAAGUUUUCAAACAAUCGAAGACUUAGCAUUAUAUCCCAAAUAAAAACUAAUUAGAAGAGCUAUUUAACCUCUAUAUGAAAAUGGCAAACAUUUAAUAAAGCAAUUCAAGUAGUCCUGAUAAUAGCUCGAUUAAUAACACUACUAAUGCUAGUUCUGUUAAUGAUAGUUCCAUGAAAUAGAAUAGCAGUUCUAAUGAUGUAAUGUCUGAAAGAGAGACUAAAAGUAGUGAAGGAGGCGACAGCACAAACGGAUCUAAAAGCGUUAGUCAUAAUACUGGUUCUAAACAUAGCUAAGUUAACAAAAAAUAAUCACAUUAAUAGCCUUUUUGCUAAAAACAAUGCAAAUUAUACUUCAACUAAAUUCUUCUUCCUUUAUUUUACAAUAUCAACUCGUUUAUAUAAAGAGAAUAAUACUAAAUUCCAACCUAAUAAGGUCAUGAAGAGUUUAAAAUCAACACUACUAAAUAUCACAAAGAAGAAAAAAGUAGCAGUAGCGCUCAAAGGGAAAAAAAGAAAACAAACUAAGAGAGAUCACGAGGAAACAGUAAUAUAAUGAAAGAUCAAACAGUUAAUCUAGGAAACGAAGAAGUUAACUUAGGCGGAAUAUUUUAAGGCUAAAUAGCUAACCAAAAAGUGAGCGAUACAAUAGAUUGCUUCAAAAAUGAAGCUCAGUUCAAAUCUUAGUCUGACAUCGCAGAAUAGAAAAACGUAUCUGAAGAAACUUCAAAUGCAAAUUUUAAUUUAGAUAAUAAUAACAUUGAAUAAAGCGAAGAUAAUGAAAAUGUGCAAAACGAAGAAUAUUAUAAAUCUGAUAGUCUCAUAGCACAAGAAGACAUGUGA
Molecule: messenger RNA, 4140 nt
Organism: Tetrahymena thermophila SB210
Lineage: Eukaryota; Ciliophora; Oligohymenophorea; Hymenostomatida; Tetrahymenidae
Exons: 7
Source: RefSeq, a predicted model, not a curated record